This is a messenger RNA of Colletotrichum truncatum, 1890 nucleotides long. RefSeq names its product finger protein. NCBI's taxonomy places the organism in Eukaryota, Fungi, Ascomycota, Sordariomycetes, Glomerellales, Glomerellaceae. The record is from RefSeq and is a predicted model, not a curated record. Gene Ontology annotation, molecular function: sequence-specific DNA binding; zinc ion binding. Gene Ontology annotation, biological process: DNA-templated transcription; positive regulation of transcription by RNA polymerase II. Gene Ontology annotation, cellular component: nucleus.
AUGGGUAACACUCCCGAACCAUCGCAAACCGAUGAGCAAGGCCAUUAUGUUGGUCCUGCAUCUGGUGUCUCAUUUCUGUUGAGGAUACAGAGGAAGCUACAGGUUCAAUCGCCGGGGUAUUUCAACUCGUCAGUUUUCAAUUUCGGCGACAGGCCACUGCCAGGGCAUGACUCCUCUUUCGCAAUCUUGCCGCCCAAGUCUCAGGCAGAGUCCAUGGUGAAGAGAUACUUUGACUUUGCAGCAACGACUCAUCGUUUUCUACAUCGUCCAUCCAUCGAGGCAUGGCUCGAGGAGUUGUACGAAACAAAUGGGGCUAUGCUAUACAAAGAAUCUGCUCGGAGCAGGACCGCGUUGUUGUUCAUGGUGUUUGCGCACUCAAACAACUACCGUAGUCGGCAGUCUACUGACAACAGCAACUCGAUCAUAGAGUCAGCUGAAACCAGCGCCCGGUUUUUUGCAGUUGCAGAGCAUCAACUGUCGAUGGAGAAGGGCGAGAUUAGGCUGCCUCAUGUACAAGCACGCCUAGCGCAGUGCUUUUACCUUUUGGCGCAAUCUCGGCUGAACCACUGCUGGACCCUUUUCGGCGUCACUGCGCAUCUGGCAAUGGCGCUUGGGAUACACCGCAAGUCGCGUGUCGACCCGAAAAUUGCAGGUCGUGUCAAUUAUGCCGAAUUGGAGUGCAGAAAACGCACCUUUUGGUGUGCUUAUAAUCUUAAUACUUAUCUCAGUGCCGCUUUGGGGCGACCCAUGACGUUUCAUGAUGAGGAUAUUGAUCAAGAGUUACCUCUUUGCGUGGAUGAUGAACAGCUUGGUAUCGGCUCGUCUCCAAGGCCACUUGCCUGUGGACCAUCAAUAACUUCAGCUACAGUGGCUCAAAUGAGGUUGUCUCGAAUAUUGGCUCGCAUUCUUAGAGCCCUUUACGGUAUUCAUCCGCCAUCAACUGAUGAGCAUUUUGAUCUCGCUGCAAAGUUCAAUCGAGACUUAUCGGAAUGGAGAGACCACAUUUCGUAUCUUCUUGAUGCAGGGGGCAGCUCUGCUAUUUUCGUCAAGUUGGUAUUGCGGCAACGCGACGUCCUGAAGCUCGCCUUCUGGCAUGCUCAGAUUUUGGUCCACCGCCCCUUGUUGCUUAAGUCUUUUACAGCAUUGGCAAACGAUACAUUUGGCAGCUCACCCCUGCUGGCCAGACAACAGGAGAUGCAGAAGAAUAUUGAGACAUGUAUAAAUGCUGCAACGAAUAUUGCACAGCACAUCGACCAAAUUGAUGCUGCUGGAGAGUUUUACAGCACAUUAUUCUUUAUUCCCUACUAUGGCUUCAGUGCUGUGGUGAUACUCUACGUUUACGCGAUUCAGCAACGGUCGGAAGCUCCAGAAUCGUAUGUCGAGUGCUUCCGCUUAGCUUCAAAGUGCCACGCGCAAAUCGAGAGCAUCGCAGUCAAAGGAUCGUUGAUGCAAAGAUACGGCGUCGUUUUGCAGGAGCUACGCCUUGAAGUGCUUCGAAACAAUAAUUACCUCGCCUCGGUGUCCACAGUCGACGCCGGAGGGGUAUCCGGUGGAGACAAUACCACCAUAUUAACGCAGACGAGAAUCCUACCAGCUGGCCAACCGCAAGAUUCGGGUAUGGACCAUCGAUUUGGUGGAAACCAUUCCGGUGUCAACGGGAGCGGACUGAGAGCAUCGAAUAGUCGGGACGUUGGUGAAGACAGGACUGCGAACAUUGCCGAAGACCUCGAGAACUCUGUGAAUGCGAUUGACAGCAGCUUUUUCCAUAUCACCAGCUGGGGCCAGUUUGACUCAUUGGUAGCAGGCGGCACUGGCAGCUUAGACGCUUUCCUACAGGAGGAGCCGACCGAUGUCUGGAGUAGUAUGGGCGCUGCCGAAUUCAAUGGCUGA